Messenger RNA from Hippoglossus stenolepis (Pacific halibut), 3280 nucleotides. Its product is annotated as RING finger protein 222. The record is from RefSeq and is a predicted model, not a curated record. The transcript has a single exon. Lineage: Eukaryota; Metazoa; Chordata; Actinopteri; Pleuronectiformes; Pleuronectidae. Bases 208 to 834 code for a protein of 208 amino acids.
UUGUGGGGACCCGAUCAGUGAAGUCAGUGCAGCCUCAGGUGGCAGGCCCUGUUUUACAAGGUGCCGCUCUCGCCUCCCCCCACAGCCCAAAGUGAAGAACACCGUGCGCUGAGGAAUACGCAACUUGGAGCUGAACUUCACAGGACAUUUACCAAAGGCUCCGAUUUUAAACUGGAUAACAUUCAGUGUUUCCACCCCCUCCCCUCUAUGGCAUUUUACAGGGAGGACAGCCAGGAGGACGCACAGGAGUGUCCAGUGUGCUAUGAGUGUCUGUCGGGCACCGAGAGGACCCUGAGCUGCGGACAUGUGUUCUGCCACGACUGCCUGGUCAAAACGCUGGUCAGCAUCAACGGCGAUGGGAAGAUCAGGGACACGAUCAUUUGCCCCGUCUGUCGACACCUGACGUUCAUCAGGAAGCAGAAGGAAGCGCUGGUGUCCCUCGCGGCGGACAAGACUCCGCAUGAGGCGCAGACCCUGGAGGUGCCCCUGCCGCGGCCGCCGGGGCAGCUCCCGAGCGCACGGCGCACCCCCGGGGCCCCUUUGCCGAGGGGGGCGAACUGGAUCGCUCGCUGCUUCAGGGGGAUCUCGGAGCGAGCCCGUCGACAGAGGCUGAUCAGCCCCGGCUACAACGCAUCUCAGAUCUUCAUCAUCAGCGCCGAGGGGCGACCCAUGGUGGAGGAUGAUGCACGCAGGGUUGUGAUGACUGCGGUUCGGCCGCAGCACAGGCGAAGGCGCAGGGUUUGCACGACCGCACGAUGCCUGGUCGUUCUGCUGUCGGCGUUUACUCUCCUCGCACUGGUGGCUGCAACUUUACCCUGGAUUUUAUUGGCAUAACGCAGCGACUAUUGACUGGUUAACGAAGUGCCAAUAAGGAGUGAUGAACUGUUAUUUAAAAAAAACCCCUCUCGGUUGAAUCCACAAAUUCAACAUCAUCCAUAUGCAAUGAAGUGUGUGACAUGAGUUUAUUUGUAUUACUGGUCAAAUGAAUCCAAAUUGAUACAUGUACAAUUCAGAUGAUCUUUCUGGGUUUUAAGAUAUCACCAGGCAUUGUCAUCUCCCCACUUGCAACUUAAGGAAAAUUUAGGAAGUUUACUGGCGUGCCACCUGUUUUAUGUGAAUCACCAGGCAACAGUCUAAAGUAAAACCAAGGUUAGGAAAGCCUAGACAACUCAAGCCUUUUGUUUUGCAUUCCUGUCUGUGACAAGUGCUGCCUGUUUCAUAAGGAGCCAACAUGCAGGGAUGUGUAACAACUUCAGAGAACAUCCCAGGACAUUCUUGAGGUCUGACUUAAACAACCAGAAAUGGAAUAAGACGAUUUAACAUUAUUGAUGGUCAUUGGAUGCUGGAUUCCAAGCAGCAGGCCAUGGAUUUGUGGGAAGAAAAAAAUGCACUAUACCACCACACAACACUUUCAACAGCUUUGUGUGUUGGCACAUUUCACCAAAAGAAAAGCGAUUAGACAUGAGCUGGAUCUGACAAGGGAGCAAAGUGUGGUAAAGACCAUGUUAAAACAUUCAGGCUAUCCUCUCUCCCUCUUACAUCACAACGUACAGGUUGUCCGAAAUUUAAUGGAACAUCAUCUCAUCAUUUCCAUUUCAUGCGGUAAUCUUACACAUGCAAAUCAAAUGGAACGGUGUCUAAUAACUGGAUGGAGUUAAUGGUUGUAUCAGGAUCUUCAUCCCUUACACCAUGUGACAGGCUUCCCAUGUGGUGUGUUCAAAGACGCUGUUAACAGAGUCGCCUUUAGAGUCGAAAUAAUUGAUGUCCCCAGUCUGAAGGAGGCUGGUAAAGAUGAGCUGAGCCUGGUUGAUUGCUGUAAGGAGACACGCUGCUGGACUGUAGCAUUAGAUUACCCCUAAAAACAUAUAUAAACAGUAGAGAGUUUAAUUUAGUCAUGAAUGAUGAGAUGAUGUGUGUUUUCAUAGAAAUCAAUCUGUCAGUUGGUCUUAAUCUAAGAGUUAAUUCGUGGUUCAACAUAUUUCAACAUACGUAACAGACUAACCGUGUCUCACUGAGCCUGUAUGGGGGGGGGGGAGGAUCCAAACAAAAGAGGGACUCAUUCUCAGAGUGUCACCACCACCCUGUCAAACCUGGACACUCCUAGUUUCCUCCUCACUCAACCAUCCUGCCGGGCCAGUCCCACAGGUUACACUUUCGAAAAGGCCUCUGCUGUUUCAGCCCUGCCAGGUUUCUGCUUAAUCAAUUUGUUGAGUCAGACUUUUUCAUCACAGCCCUGUUUUGGACUUUCAGGACCCAGAUUAACCCCCCCAAGGCCAGAGGAGGCGAUGGGUGAAAAGAGAAUAAAGGCAGGAAUUAAAUCAGGUCGAAUUAUGCAAUAUGCUGCUGCGAUUAAACCUAUACCUAAACUUUUGGCAGUAUUCUUCAGUAAAAGUACCAGUAACACAGUGUACAAAUACUCCAUCACAUGUAAUGUGAUGAAGUCUUUCAUGUCCGGAUGUGAAUGAAUGUUGAUGGGUGUGGGAAAGCCCAAAAUGCUGUUAAUGUUGAUUUGUUUAUUUAUUUAGUGUGGCUCUCCUAAAUUGAGCCAACAUCGCUCACAACCCAAAACUGAAGGCGAGCGGUUUCUGUGUUCAUCUGCAUUUCCUUGUUCAAUCUUCAUUGUACGAGUUGGAUAAAGGAACAAGUUGACCUGAGUUGUCCUGAAUUGCAUCGUAUGUCUUCAUUCGAUGCCAGAACAAGAUCACACCCAUCAAUCAGGAAAUCAGGAAAUAACCCCCUUAAAAUGAAAAUGUUUCAAUGUACAACAUGAACAACUGGAAUUAUACUUCAUGCAUGGAGUGAAAAUGUAACAAUGUCUAAAUCAUAAACUGUGUAUAAAGAUGGGAGACAUGACUUCUUCCCAAAUGUGAAGCCAAAGCAUCUCCAUUGCCUCCUGGUGUCUGGCAGCAGUAUAGGUCAUUGACCCCACCUCGUUCAUGUCAGUGGCUGGGACAUGGACCAAAUAAAAAAGCCAAAGUACACAUCAAAAAUAUGUUUAUAGUUUUUGAUAGUUAUCACACAGACCUAUAUUCGAGUGCUAAAUUUUCAAAUAGGUAUUGUUUGAAUUUGAUAUUUGAUGCUAUCGAAAUGAGGUCAUGUGUAUCAACGGGACCUCGCUUCAGUGGCUCAAUCCCCCGAUAGUUACUGCGCUGACUCUGGCUCCAAAUGCGCAAAAUAUCUGUGUUAACAUCUGGGAUAUUGUGGCUUCACUUGCAUACAGUGGGAGGAAGUCUAUGGUCUGAAUGUGGAACUGCAAACAAUAACAACUCUUUACAACAAA